Messenger RNA from Oncorhynchus masou masou (cherry salmon), 9666 nucleotides. RefSeq names its product chromodomain-helicase-DNA-binding protein 3-like. The record is from RefSeq and is a predicted model, not a curated record. NCBI's taxonomy places the organism in Eukaryota, Metazoa, Chordata, Actinopteri, Salmoniformes, Salmonidae. Gene Ontology annotation, cellular component: nucleus; chromatin. Gene Ontology annotation, biological process: negative regulation of transcription by RNA polymerase II; chromatin remodeling. Bases 193 to 6624 code for a protein of 2143 amino acids. Gene Ontology annotation, molecular function: chromatin binding; ATP binding; ATP hydrolysis activity. The transcript is spliced from 39 exons.
AAGGGGAUUUUUCUUAUUGGGGGGUUGUUAAAAAAUAAAUAUAAGAGCGGCCAUCUUUGUUUCCCUGCCUUGUAGUGUAAAAUAUUCCAAAACGGCCCCCACUUUUAUUCUGAUGUUGAUUUGAAUAUUAAAUAAAUAUCAUAAUUCCGGAAGGUUUCUGAUUUCGAGGAAGGAGCCGAUGACAGGAAUAUAAUGUCCUCUCCUCUCCGGUCCUGUGAGGAAGACCAGGGCAUGUUGGUUAAUUCCGAGGGAGUAGAUUUUGAUGAAGAAGACGAGGACGACGGAGAUCUAGACGAGAACGCAAGCGACAUAAACUCGCCGGCGGCGCCUCGAGAAACUGCAACACUAGCCGCGCCAGUAGAGAAAGAAAGGGAAGCAUCAGACAGGGCCAGUCUAGGGAGGAAGAAACGAGGGCCCAAGAAGAAGGAGACAAAGAAGAAGGAGAAAGAGAAAGAGGGAAAACCGGUUAAAGCCAAAAAACGGAAAAAGAUUGAAAGUGAUGUAGAGAGAGACUCGGAGCGAGAGAGAGAUUAUGGUGAGAAUUCCGACAGCGCAGCGAGUGACUUCUCUGGCGAGAAAAGGAAGAAGAAGAAACACAAGGAAAAGAAGGAGAAGAAAACCAAGAAGAAGAAAAAAGAUGAUGGGGACAGCACGCAUGAGGAGACAACAAAGCCAAUAGAACAGAAGACGUCGGCCCAGCUGGCUAUGGACUGGGGUCUGGAGGAUGUGGAUCAUACAUUCACUGAAGACGAUUACCGCACACUCACCAACUACAAAGCCUUCAGCCAGUCCAUGAGGCCGAUGAUCGCCAAGAAGAACCCUAAGAUCCCCAUGUCUAAGAUGAUGACCAUCCUGGGGGUCAAGUGGAGGGAGUUCAGCUCUAACAACCCCUUCAAGGGCUCCGGUGCUGCAGCCGUGGCAGCUGCAGCCGCCGCUGCCGCCAUUGCCGUCGCUGAGCAGGUCUCCGCGGCAACCCCAUCCCCGGAGCCACCUCCACCCCGGAAGCAGCCCCAACCCCCACGGCCGCCCCCCCUGCCACCACCCCCGCCUCCCCCGCUCCGCAAGGCCAAGACCAAAGAGGGCAAAGGCCCUGGGUAUAAGAAGAGUCGCAGUAAGAGUCCUCGUGUUCUGGCUGAGAGGAAGAAGGCGGUGGCAGCAGCAGUCGCGGCUUCAGUAGCUAAAGCCAAGAAGAUGUCCCCCAUACGCAUAAAACUGGGGGCCUUAGGCAACAAGAGAAAGAAGAGCAGCUCUAGUGGUGAUGAUGUUGAUGAGGAGGACUCGCUGCAAGAGGACUCCAGUGUCCACAGCUCCUCGGUCCGCUCCGACAGCUCCUCCCGGGUCAAGAAGAACAAAAGAGGACGUCCGGCCAAGAAGAAUAAGAAGAUGCUGGAUGAGGGUGAGGUGGAGGGGGAUGGUUAUGAGACAGACCACCAGGACUACUGUGAGGUGUGCCAGCAGGGAGGGGAGAUCAUUCUGUGUGACACCUGUCCUCGGGCCUACCACCUGGUCUGUCUGGAGCCUGAGCUGGAGAAGGCCCCUGAGGGCAAGUGGAGUUGCCCACACUGUGAGAAAGAGGGGAUCCAGUGGGAAGCGAAGGAUGAGGACUUUGAGGAGUUUGAGGAGGAGAGUGAGGACAUGGUGGUACCAGAGGUACCUGGGGUUGGACUGCUGGUAGGACUGGAGGAAGAAGAGGAUGACCACAUUGAGUUCUGCAGGGUCUGUAAAGAUGGGGGGGAACUAUUAUGCUGUGACACAUGCACUUCCUCCUACCACAUCCACUGUCUCAACCCGCCCCUGCCUGAAAUCCCCAACGGAGAGUGGCUGUGUCCACGCUGCACUUGUCCUGCUAUCAAGGGCAGGGUGCAGAGGAUCCUCCACUGGCGAUGGGGCGAGCCCCCCGAUCCUGUACCCGUGCCUCCCGCCCCCGAUACCCCUCCUGAUGCUCCUCCGCCACCCCCCAUGAAGGGCAGGGCUGAGAGGGAGUUCUUUGUCAAGCUGACUGGACAGUCCUACUGGCACUGUACCUGGAUCACUGAACUGCAGCUGGAGAUCUUCCACUCGGUGAUGUUCCGUAACUACCAGAGGAAGACAGAUAUGGAGGAGCCUCCCAGUCUGGACUAUGGGUCGGGGGGAGAGGAGGAGAGUGUUAAGAGUGAGAAGAGGAGGCUGAAAGACCCCGACUAUGCUGCCCUGGAUGACAAGUUCUAUAAAUACGGCAUCAAGCCUGAAUGGAUGAUGGUCCACCGCAUCAUCAACCACAGUAUGGACAAGAAAGGGAUAUACCACUACCUGGUCAAGUGGAGAGACCUGACCUACGACCAGUGCACAUGGGAGAGAGAUGAUCUGGAGAUGCCAGAGUUUGUCAUUCACAAGGCCAACUACUGGGCACACAGGGAUGAGGUGAUGAAGGAGGCCCCAGACAUGCCGAGGAGGAUGAGGAGGAUGAGGAUGGAAGAGAGUGAAGACCCCCACAGAUCACCUGUCAACGACCCUACGAUAAAGUAUGAGGAGCAGCCAGACUUUGUGACGGCGACGGGGGGCACUCUGCACCUCUACCAGCUGGAGGGACUCAACUGGCUGCGUUUCUCCUGGGCUCAGGGCACUGACACCAUCCUGGCAGACGAGAUGGGGCUGGGCAAGACUAUCCAGACCAUCGUCUUCCUCUACUCACUCUUCAAAGAGGGCCACACUAGGGGCCCGUUCCUGGUGAGUGCCCCCCUCUCCACCAUCAUUAACUGGGAGAGAGAGUUUGAGAUGUGGGCCCCUGACUUCUACGUGGUGACCUACACAGGGGACAAGGACAGCAGAGCCAUCAUCAGAGAGAACGAGCUGACCUUCGACGACACGGCCAUACGGGGAGGGAGGAAAACCUUCAAACUGAGGAGAGAAGCCCCUAUAAAGUUCCAUGUCCUGUUGACGUCCUAUGAGCUGGUGACGAUAGACCAGACCUCCCUGAAGUCUAUAGACUGGGCCUGUCUAGUGGUGGACGAAGCCCACCGCCUCAAGAACAACCAGAGCAAGUUCUUCAGACGUCUGAAUGACUAUACGAUUGACCACAAGCUGCUGCUGACUGGUACCCCUCUACAGAACAACCUGGAGGAGCUGUUUCACCUGCUCAACUUCCUCACUCCCAACCGUUUCAAUAAUCUGGAGGGGUUCCUGGAGGAGUUUGCAGACAUCUCCAAGGAGGACCAGAUCCAGAAGCUCCAUGACCUGCUGGGUCCCCACAUGUUGAGGAGGCUGAAGGCUGACGUCUUCAAGAACAUGCCGUCCAAGACUGAGCUCAUCGUACGAGUGGAACUAAGCCCCAUGCAGAAGAAAUACUACAAGUUGAUUCUGACGAGGAACUUUGAGGCUCUGAACUCUAAAGGAGGAGGUAACCAGGUGUCUCUACUCAACAUCAUGAUGGACCUGAAGAAGUGUGCCAACCACCCCUAUCUCUUCCCCGUCGCCUCCAUGGAAGCCCGCAAGACGGCGAGCGGAGCGUACGAGGGCAUGGACCUCACAAAGGCUUCUGGGAAACUGACUCUGUUGCAGAAGAUGAUGAGGAAACUGAAGGACCAGGGACACCGGGUGCUAGUCUUCUCACAGAUGACUAAGAUGUUGGACCUGUUGGAGGACUUCCUGGACUUUGAGGGUUAUAAGUACGAGAGGAUCGACGGAGGAGUCACAGGAGCUCUGAGACAGGAGGCCAUAGACAGGUUCAAUGCUCCUGGUGCUCCUCAAUUCUGUUUCCUGCUGUCCACCAGGGCAGGGGGUCUGGGUAUUAACCUGGCCACAGCAGACACUGUUGUCAUCUUUGACUCAGACUGGAACCCCCACAAUGACAUCCAGGCAUUCAGUCGCGCCCACCGCAUCGGGCAGGCCAACAAGGUGAUGAUCUACCGUUUUGUGACCCGUGCCAGUGUGGAGGAGCGCAUCACCCAGGUGGCAAAGAGGAAGAUGAUGCUGACCCACCUGGUGGUGAGGCCAGGCCUGGGCUCCAAGGCUGGAUCCAUGUCCAAACAGGAACUGGACGACAUCCUCAAGUUCGGCACCGAGGAACUCUUCAAGGACGAGAUCGAAUUCCUCUCACCACCACGUAUGUCCCCUCUCUCUCCUAUACGCUGUCCAGCGGGGGACAACAGGGAUGAUGAGGGCAGUGUGAUCCACUAUGACAGCUCAGCCAUCGAGAGACUGCUGGACCGGAGCCAGGACGCUACAGACGACACAGACAUGCAGAACAUGAACGAAUACCUCAGCUCCUUCAAAGUGGCCCGCUACAUGGUUCGAGAGGAGGAUAAGAUUGAGGAGGUGGAGCGUGAGAUCAUUAAGCAGGAAGAGUGUGUGGACCCAGAAUACUGGGAGAAGCUGUUGAGACAUCACUAUGAGCAACAACAGGAGGACCUGGCUAGUAAACUGGGCAAGGGCAAGAGGAACCGCAAGCCUGUCAACUACAACGACGCAGCACAGGAGGACCAAGAGUGGCAUGCUGGUAUUUCAGAUAACCAGUCCGAGUACUCUGUGGGCUCUGAGGAGGAGGAUGAAGACUUCGAUGAGAGGCCAGAAGGUUCUCGCCGACAGUCCCGUCGCCAGAUGAGGAACGAGAGAGACAAGCCACUUCCCCCCCUGUUGGCCAGAGUAGGGGGAAACUUGGAGGUAUUGGGCUUCAACACGCGCCAGAGGAAAGCCUUCCUAAACGCGGUGAUGCGUUGGGGCAUGCCCGCACAGGAUGCCUUCUCCUGCCAGUGGCUGGUCAGAGACCUGAGGGGCAAGAGUGAGAAGGAGUUUAAGGCGUAUGUCUCCCUGUUCAUGCGUCACCUGUGUGAGCCCGUGGCCGACGGUGCCGAGACGUUUGCCGACGGCGUGCCGAGGGAGGGCCUGUGUCGGCAGCCUGUGCUCACCCGCAUCGGGGUCAUGUCCCUGGUCAAGAAGAAGAUCCAGGAGUUUGAGCACAUCAAUGGGCGGUGGAGUCUUCCAGAACUGAAGCCAGAGAUGAAGCCAGAGGCCCUGAGACCAGAGGUCAGUGUGUCUUCUUCCUCCAGAGCCUCCUCCCCUGGAGGGACCAUGAAGACCGCUACGCCCACCCCUGACCCCAGCUGUACCUCAGACAACACCCCCUGCACCUCAAAACCAGCUACCCCUGCUCCGUCGGACAAACUAGAGAAGAACGGGAAAGAUGGAGAGGAGGAAGAUGAGGAGGGUAAGCCAGAGCCAGAGCAAGAUGGCGAGAAGGAGAAGAACAAGGGGAAGGAGGAAGAGAGCAACAAGAGUGCAGACCCUGAAGAGACUCCAAUCUCUACCAAAGAAGCACUACAAGAAUUAUCCCCUUGCACAACAACAGACAAGGAGGAGAAGGGUACAAAAGAGGAGAAGGAGGGGAAAGAAACCAAAACGACUGACACCCUUCCGGCCCUAGUGGAGGAGAAGAAAGUUGAGGAGGAGAGUAAGGAGGAGGGGUCCUUCAGAGAAACAACUAAGCAAGGGUCGGAGGUCAAACAUGAGAAACCAGGUAGUGUAACACUCUCACCUAGAGAGAAGGUGGAGGAGGAGAAAGAGAAGGACAACAACAAGGAAAAGGACACAGAGAAGAGUGAGGAGGCCCCUGUCCUCACAGAAGGGCCAGACAACAUGGAAAGGAUGGAGCGACAGCAACCCUCUGACGUGAUGAAAGAGGAAGUAAAAGGUGAAAAGGAUGCUGGGAAAGAAGUGGCGAAGGAGGAGGUUGCCAAAGAUGCCUUGACAAAACCCCCCAUCACCCCCCCCGAGCGACGGCGCUUCAUGUUCAACAUCGCUGAUGGGGGCUUCACGGAGCUGCAUACGCUGUGGCAGAACGAGGAGCGGGCCGCCAUCUCCUCCGGGAAGAUGAAUGAGAUCUGGCACCGGCGACACGACUUCUGGCUGCUGGCGGGAAUUGUACUUCAUGGGUACGCGAGGUGGCAGGACAUCCAGAACGAUCCCCAGUUUGCUAUCGUCAACGAGCCCUUCAAGUCGCAGGCCAACAAGGGCAACUUCCUGGAGAUGAAGAACAAGUUCCUGGCCCGCCGCUUCAAGUUAUUAGAGCAGGCCCUGGUGAUAGAGGAACAACUGAGACGGGCAGCCUACCUGAAUAUGACCCAGGACCCGGUCCACCCCGCCAUGGCGUUGAACGCCCGUUAUGCCGAGGUGGAGUGUCUGGCCGAGUCCCACCAACACCUCAGCAAGGAGUCCCUGGCCGGGAACAAACCGGCCAAUGCCGUGCUGCAUAAAGUGCUGAACCAGUUGGAGGAGCUGCUGAGCGACAUGAAGGCUGACGUGACACGGCUCCCCGCCACGCUGUCCCGGGUCCCGCCCAUCGCCGCACGUCUGCAGAUGUCAGAGAGGAGCAUCCUCAGCAGGCUGGCCAGCAAGGGCACUGACACACACCCGCCCCCGACCAUCCCUCCAGGACCCUACGCCACUCCUCAGAACUUUGGGCCCCCCUUCACCCCCACCCCCCUGGGAGUCUUACCCAUGGGAGGAGCCAACUACAGCCAGAUGCCUCCUGGAUCCUUCGUAUCAGUGUUGAACGGUCCUCCUGUGUCAGUGAAGAAGGAGAGGGAAGCAGAGCAGCUCCUGAGCAGGAGAGACCAGCGCCGUGGAGAGGUCAUCUGUAUCGACGACUGAACAAUAUCGCUCACUGACCGCACACACACACACACGUCAACAUAUAUACACACACAUAUAUACUUAAACAUAUAUACACACACACACACACACACAAACAUAUACGCACACACCAACACAUAACACACGCAGUAUAGUAUCCACACUCCGCAGACUGACCCUCCCUAUGAAUAUAUACACACACACAUGAACAUACACACACCAACACACAAUACACACAGUACAGUAUCCGCACUCCACAGACUGACACUCCCUAUGAAUACACACACACACACACACACACACACUUGUGGUCCAUGCUGUCACUUACAUACUCACCUGCUCAAUCGCUUGUUGUCUGCCUCAAACCAACCAAUCCUCACAAGCAGCCUACUCAUAGAAUAUCUCCCCUCCAGAACAGUAUGGUUCUGUAAUCUAGAACCUCCCUCUCUAUCCUAGCAUCGCUCACAUACUACCAAACCUGACCCUUGACCUUUGAUCCCCUCAGGGGUCGCUCCAGUGACAUGAAACUGCAUGAUAUAACAUUGUGAAGAUUUUGCUCUUGACACCAUUCCUGCCAUUCGCCCUGAGAAGCAUGCUGUGCUAAAACUCACAAAACAAUGGCGUUAUCAUGCAAGCUGUGCCUACAGUAUUUCUUCUAGUGCUGGUUUUAUCUCCGAAGCUUGCCGAAAACCAUUCAUCAAUCGCCCCAUUGGAGAAUUGAUUGAGUGAAGUAUUACAGGACUCGGGGCUGUAAACUUGUCAGGAAACUCUCAGCCCAUUUCCCUUUCAUGUUGACCUGAUUGUACAUGUAGAAAUACUGAAAUGUCAGUCAGUCCAGCCCAAUUUAGUAUUAUGUUGACUGUAUGAGUUAUAGCUGGUAUGCCAGAGGAUUUUCUUACAGACCAGGGUACACAGUUUAUAUCUUUGGUUUUGAUUGGGAUGGGAGGUCCCAGUGCUUGUUCGGGAUAGGCCUCACUCAUAGAACUGGUCAUAACCUUUCAUAGGCAAGUCAUACAGUGUUGACCACCCUCAACUACAGUCCUCUCCCCUUGCUAUUUGACCCCCUACGUAAAGCUUACACAGUGCCUUCUGAAAGUAUUCAGACCCCCUGACUUUUUCCAUAUUUGUUAGGUUACAGCCUUAUUCUAAAAUUGAUUAAAUAGUAUUUCCCCUCAUCAAUCUACACACAAUACCCCAUCAUUCUUUUUAAAUGUUUGCUCAUUUAUAAAAAAAAAUAAAAAAUAAAUGAAAUAUCACGUUUACAUAAGUUUUCAGACCCUUUACUCAGUACUUUGUUGAAGCACCUUAGGCAACGAUUACACCCUCGAGUCUUCUUGGGUAUGACGCUACAAGCUUGGCACGCCUGUAUUUGGGGAGUUUCUCCCAUUCUUCUGUGCAGAUCCUUUCAAGCUCUGUCAGAUUGGAUGGUGAGCGUUGCUGCACAGGUUUUUUCAGGUCUCUCCAGAGAUGUUAGAUCGGGUUCAAGUCCGGGCUCUGGCUGGGCCACUCAAGGAGAUUCAGAGACUUGUCAUGAAGCCACUCCUGCGUUGUCUUGAUUGUGUGCUUAGGGUCGUUGUCCUGUUGGAAGGUGAACCUUCACCCCAGUUUGUGCCUCGACACAAUCCUGUCUCGGCGCUCUACAGACAAUUCCUGCGACCUCAUGGCUUGGUUUUUGCUCUGACAUGCUCUGUCAACUGUGGGACCUUAUAUAGACAGGUGUGAGCCUUUCCAAAUCUUGUCCAGUCAAAUGAAUUUACCACAGGUGAACUCCAAUAAAGUUGUAGAAACAUCUCAAGGAUGAUCAAUGGAAACACCUAAGCUCAAUUUCGAGGGUCUGAAUACUCAUGUAAAUAAAGUAUUUUUGUUUUUUUAUUUUAAAUAAUUUGCGGAAAAUUCUAAAAACCUGUUUUCUCAUUCAUGUCAUUAUGGGGUAUUGUGUGUAGAUUGCUGAGGAAAUUGUUUUAUUUAAUCCAUCUUAGAAUAAGGCUGUAAAGUAACAAAAUGUGGAAAAAGUCAAGGGGUCUGAAUACUUUCCGAAGGCACUAUAUCUCCCUUUCCUUUCCUCCUCCUCCUCUCAAUCAAUCCUUUCUUUCUUGUUAGUUUCUUUUUGAGUUUCUCCUUCUUUCUACGAAUUCUGUGAUAUUCUUUGCAUAUUUAAACUUGGCUCAUUCGUGUUCUCUUGUGUUUUUACUCUUGUUGACUUACUGCAACUAUGAUUAUUAUUGUUGUUGUUGACGUUGCUGUUGACGUUGCUGUUGCUAUUGAAAAAAAAGAGCUUCUACCAAAUGAGAGGUUGAGAAAACAAUAAAAUCAUAAGUUUUGGUGCACAAAUGCACCUCUUAUAUCAGACGUCUUAUAGUCGGAGCAUAAAGCAAAGCGAAGGGGUUGAGAGAACACAGCAACAACAAAACAUUUCUUGCUUACAUUCUAGAUUCGGGGCUUGCAAAUAACCAAUAUAAUAUACUACAUAUGUAACCCUAAAUGCGUUAAGACAAAAUUAAACCCUGUACUAUCUUAACAUCAGUUAAAGUACAUCAAUUCCUUAUUCUCUGGAAACUCAGAGGCUGUUAGUAGAAUCAAGUCAACUUUAUAUACUGUAUCCACAAACAGCCUUAAACAUAACAUAGCUGAAAUAAGUGUAAAGAAGUUAAGUCUGAAUUAAGUCUUAAGUCUGAAUUAAUCGGGAGAUGUAAACUUUUUACAUGCUAGUUGAAAUAGACCACUUUUAGUUAGUUCCCUGGACAUAUUUCAAAUAAUUAAAGUAGAAAAUAUUCAUGUAUUUCCUUAAAACCAUGAAUACUCCACACAGGUGUUCCAAGUGAAGAGUCUAAACUACAUUUCACUGAUUAUGUUUCUUAGGAAGUGUUUUGCAACCCCUUAACUAAAAUGGGCACGGUCAAAUCAGGCACUUCCUCUCUCUUUUCUUGUUCUUUUUUCAAAUUUUGUGUUUUGUUUUUAAUUCCUCGAUAUUUCGUGUCACUGUGUACGAUGUGGUGGUGCCGACCGAUAAACAAUGAGUGGCAGUUAAACAUGUCAAUAAUAAAAAUGCAUCUCUUUUUA